This is a messenger RNA of Cyanistes caeruleus (blue tit), 5130 nucleotides long. The record is from RefSeq and is a predicted model, not a curated record. Lineage: Eukaryota; Metazoa; Chordata; Aves; Passeriformes; Paridae.
UCUCUAAAUAUUCAGCUUAACCCUGAAUGUUGCAUUUGAGUUAACAGAAUAAAAGCGAGACUCAGGCACAACAAGCUGAAGUAAAACCACAGCUCAUGUGUGUCUCAGCUCAUGUGUGCUAUGUGGUCUGAAGGACUUGGAAGGAAUGUAAGUUGAGUGCCAUCUUUCUGUGCUUAAGGUCUUUGCUUGGCUGCCUGUAAAAAUUUUAAGAGAAAUCACAUGUCAGAGUUGCAAUAUAAAUCCAAAUAAAACAAACCUUAAAACAAAUCAACAUAAAGGAUACAAAAGUCGAAAUGGAGCUGAAUGUGUAUCCCUCAAAUAGUAAGAAAUAGUGGGUAUUUGGAUGAGGAUUUUAUUAGGAGUUUAGUGUCAAGAUUUCAGUUGCUACAGUUAGACAUAAAAUGUGCUGUUAGAUAAGAUCUCCAGGUUUUAUCAUUUAUGUCUUAACAUCUCAUGAAUAUACAGCACAAGAUUGACACUCAUGGGAAGUUUAUCAAGCAGUCUUGGUGUGUGGGUACUGGUACUUCUGAAUGUUUGAUAAAUUGCCUUAUUUUAUAGUGGCAUAUAUGUGAUUCUUGCUUGCAGAGGCAUUCCAGUUUGAAAGGAUUGGAAGUGCUGCCAGAAAUUCUUUGGAUGUGGAAAUUGCAUGCAUGUUCUUUCAAAUAAUCCUUAGUGGUAGCUCUUUGAGCAUCUCUGAAAGGCAGGAAGCUUGCUGCUCCCCUCUUCCUUUUCCUCUGCAAAGGUUAAAACAACUGUGAACAUAGAGAGAGUGAAUAUGAGCCAGUGGUUGGAGCAGAACAGGUUGGAAGUGUGGGCUGUCUGGUUUCCAAAGCUGUUCUCCAGCUGUGGUAUUUGUUACAGAGUUUACAUUCUAGUAAAAUUAUUAGCUUUCUUCUGAAAGAUGUAGCAUAUGGAGAAUUGAAGGAUUUAAGAGUAAUGCUGUUGUUGGUUAGUCCUCCUCUUUCUAUAUGGAAGCCAUAAAAUCAAAAUUAGUUUUUGGGUAGAAGAGUUUCAUUAAGAGAAUUGAAAUUUGAGAUAGGUAAUUAUGUGACCAACAGAUCCAGCUUGAAACUGGGAAAGAUUUUUAAAAAACAGAAGCCCAAACAAGACUUGCUUCAGGUCAUCAGCUAAUGAAUGUAGAAACCUUGAAGAAAUUCCAUACUCAAAUACCGUUUUGCCUUGUUGGCACUUGCUUUGUGGUAUUACUUUGCUUUGAGGUAUUUGGCAUAUCCUGCUGGAUUAAGUGUCCCUGGUUAUCGCUGCUUUUUGUGGCAUGAUAACUUCAUAUAACAUCAUAUAGGCUUUUAAUAGGCUGCCAUUUCUGUCAGCAAGCUGCUCUCAGCUCUUGUAGUCAGCUGUAAUUCUUACAACUCGAGCCAUUAGAAGAAAAAAGUCACUUGCCAGCCAGAAGAGUUAUGGUGGUUCUGGCAUUACUGCAUUCCCUUGAAUAUAAAACAAUUCAGUAUGUUGCUGCUUGUUCUCUAAUUCCAGGAAAGCCAAUAUUUUCAGUGGACAUUCACCCAGAUGGGACCAAGUUUGCAACAGGAGGACAAGGUCAGGAUUCUGGCAAAGUUGUGAUCUGGAAUAUGGCUCCAGUCCUUAAAGAGGAAGAUGAAAAGAAUGAAAAUAUCCCCAAGAUGCUUUGUCAGAUGGACAAUCACUUAGCUUGUGUGAACUGUGUGCGAUGGUCAAACAAUGGAGUUUACUUGGCUUCGGGGGGAGAUGACAAGUUGAUUAUGGUGUGGAAACGAGCUGCGUACAUUGGACCUAGCACUGUGUUUGGUUCUAGUAGCAAACUUACUAAUGUUGAGCAGUGGAGGUGUGUGUCCAUUCUCAGGAGCCAUUCAGGGGAUGUGAUGGAUGUAGCAUGGUCUCCACAUGAUGCCUGGCUGGCGUCCUGUAGUGUUGAUAACACUGUUGUCAUCUGGAAUGCUGUCAAAUUCCCAGAAAUUCUUGCCACUUUGAAAGGGCAUUCUGGCUUGGUGAAAGGGCUGACCUGGGAUCCUGUUGGAAAAUACAUUGCCUCUCAGGCUGACGAUCGAAGUUUAAAGGUGUGGCGGACCAUGGACUGGCAGCUGGAAACCAGCAUCACAAAACCUUUUGAUGAGUGUGGAGGGACGACUCAUGUGUUGCGCCUUAGCUGGUCACCUGAUGGUCACUAUCUUGUUUCUGCUCAUGCCAUGAAUAAUUCUGGACCCACUGCUCAGAUCAUUGAGAGGGAUGGAUGGAAAACCAACAUGGAUUUUGUAGGGCAUCGGAAGGCAGUUACAGUAGUGAAAUUCAAUCCAAAAAUCUUCAAAAAGAAACAAAAGAAUGGGAGCUCCACCAAGUCAAGUUGUCCCUACUGCUGUUGUGCUGUCGGUAGCAAGGAUCGAUCUCUUUCUGUCUGGCUUACAUGUCUGAAGCGACCUUUAGUUGUCAUACAUGAGCUGUUUGACAAGUCAAUCAUGGACAUCUCCUGGACUCUUAAUGGACUUGGUAUCCUGGUGUGUUCCAUGGAUGGAUCAGUGGCAUUUUUGGACUUUUCCCAGGAUGAACUUGGGGAUCCACUCAGUGAGGAGGAAAAGAGCAACAUUCACCAGUCCACCUAUGGCAAAAGUCUGGCUAUCAUGACUGAAGCUCAGUUGUCCACCACCAUUAUUGAGAAUCCAGAGAUGCUCAAGUACCAGCAGAGACAGCAGCAGCAGGGGGAUCAGAAGAACUCAUCAAUUCGGGAAGGUUCUGGGAAUGCCACAGCUCCCAAAGUGGCAAGCAUGGUUAAUGGGGAAAGUCUGGAGGACAUCAGAAAGAAUCUCUUAAAAAAACAAGUUGAAACGCGAACAGCAGAUGGUCGGAGAAGGAUCACACCUCUCUGCAUAGCUCAACUGGAUACUGGGGAUUUUUCUACAGCAUUUUUCAAUAGCAUCCCAAUAUCUGGAACUCUGUCUGGCUCAAUGAUGUCUUCUCAAAGUAACCAGCAGCUCAUGUCACUAGAUUCUAACGCAGCAAAUUCCCUUAAUACUUCAAAGCCUUCUGUAGAGCCAACAGCAGCCAGUAUAAAACCAACAGAUGAUGCAGCCAAUAAAGAUGGUGUAAAUGCUACCUCUGCCUCAGCUGCUCCUUCUGCAUCGUCUUCCUCUGUGUUGACAACUCCAUCCAAGAUUGAACCUAUGAAAGCAUUUGAUUCUCGAUUCACAGAACGCUCCAAAGCCACCUCAGGGACUGCUGUUGUAACAAACACAAAUCAGACUGUUGUGGACAGACUUUUUUCUUACAGACUGAAGGAUCAGAAUUUAAUUAAAGACAAUAAGCCCAAGGAUAUUCUGGAGAGCAGCAGUGACAGUGAAGAGAAGAUUCCAGCUGUUAAACCGCUCAGUGUACCCAAACGGAAACUGGAACUUGAGGGAGAAACAGUAGAAAAGAAGAAAAAAGGAAGGCCUCGAAAAGACUCCAGACUUGUACCAGUAACUUUAACAGUUCAGUCCCCAGCUACACUGGCCUCUGAGAAGGAUGCUGCUUGCAUCUCUGCACCAGCAUUAGCACUUAAACUGCCAACCCCAAUCCCACAGAAAUCGUUUACUUUGCAAAUAAGUUCAGAUCCAUCAAUGUACCUGGAAGUGGAGAAUGAAAUGACCACAGUGGGAGGCUCAAAGUUGAGCAGGUUAAAGUGUAAUCGAGAAGGAAAGGAAUGGGAGACAGUCCUCACCAGUCGAAUCCUCGCUGCAGCAGGAAGCUGUGAGAUUGUAACUGUGGCCUGUGAGAAGCGAACAUUGUCAGUAUUUUCAGCUUGUGGUCGUCGCCUUCUUCCUCCUAUAAUAUUGAAUACACCCAUUUCCACCCUGCAUUGCACAGGUUCUUGCAUCAUGGCUCUCACCACUGCUGCUACGCUCUCUGUUUGGGAUGUUCACAAGCAGACAGCCAUUGUUAGAGAUGAGUCUUUGCAAACAAUAUUUUCAGGAAGUGAUGCAACUGUCUCUCAGAUCUUGCUGACUCAGCAUGGAAUUCCUGUCAUGAGCAUGUCUGAUGGGAAGGCAUACUGCUUUAAUCCUUCUCUUUCUACGUGGAAUCUUGUUUCUGACAAACAGGACUCUCUAGCACAAUGUGCAGACUUCAGGACUAGUUUGCCAUCCCAAGAAGCCAUGCUGUGUUCUGGACCCUUGGCUGUAAUACAGGGACGCACAUCAAAUUCAGGAAGGCAAGCUGCAAGACUGUUCUCCAUGCCUCAUUUAGUGCAACAAGAAACAACACUUGCAUACCUGGAGAACCAGAUAGCAGCAGCACUUAUGUUACAAUCCAGUCAUGAAUAUCACCACUGGCUCCUUAUCUAUGCACGGUACCUAGUUAAUGAAGGGUUUGAAUAUCGUUUGCGAGAAUUAUGCAAGGAUUUACUGGGUCCAGUCCAUUACUCAGCUGGAAGUCAGUGGGAAUCAACAGUUAUGGGUUUACGAAAGAGAGAACUAUUGAAAGAGCUUCUUCCUGUUAUUGGACAGAACCUCCGCUUCCAGAGGCUUUUCACAGAGUAUCAAGAGCAGCUGGACAUCUUGAGAGACAAGUAGCAUGUCCCCAGAUUUUCCCUGUGGGGCCUGGUCUGAGAGAAACUGCUGAACAGCAUUAAGUAGAAACAAAAGAGGAGCGAGAGCCCGGGCAGUGGGGACACUCCUGAAGAAGGGCUGUGCCGCAGAGGUCCCAGCGGAUUUCUGGAGAUGAUGAGUGAAGGAGCUCAACAGUUUCCCCAGUGAAACUUGACCAUUGAAGCUGUGACCUCUGUUUCUAUGGGAAGUCAUGGAUAUGUACUUCAGGGGGAUCCUUUUGGAUCUGGAUCUCAUUUAAUAUUAAAACUAGCUGAGAACUGUUUGUGCGGUUUCUUGGAUGUCCUGUGAAAAGCACAGUACUUCAGAGUACACUGAACAGCAUAUUUAACCCUGUUUAGGGUUUUUUGCCUGAGGAUUUAUUGAGGCUCAACACUAUAUUGAAUUAGAUGAAUGAGCCACGUAAAAAGAAAUUUCAUAAAUAUUAAGGUAUUAUGCAGCCAAUAGACUCUUUCCUGUGAAUAUAAUAAUAAUAAGAGGCUGUUCUAACACAUGGACUAUUUUUGUACUAGAAUUUGCUAACUUGUAAUAUGGAAUUUUAUUUGGCCAAUAAUCAGGCUAU